This is a messenger RNA of Chanos chanos (milkfish), 1791 nucleotides long. RefSeq names its product adhesion G-protein coupled receptor F1-like. Gene Ontology annotation, biological process: adenylate cyclase-activating G protein-coupled receptor signaling pathway; cell surface receptor signaling pathway. The record is from RefSeq and is a predicted model, not a curated record. The transcript has 5 exons. Bases 1 to 1791 code for a protein of 596 amino acids. Gene Ontology annotation, molecular function: G protein-coupled receptor activity. NCBI's taxonomy places the organism in Eukaryota, Metazoa, Chordata, Actinopteri, Gonorynchiformes, Chanidae. Gene Ontology annotation, cellular component: membrane.
AUGACAGCUAAGUGCAAGCCGGAUGGUAAAUGGGAAACUAUACAGGACAAAUGCAUCCUGGGUAUUAUCUAUGAUCUGCAAAAUGAAGCUCAGACUUUGAAUGCUGAAAAGCUGACAGGUUUUGUUAAGAAUCUCAGCAACAUCUCUGAGGACAGAAGAGAAAAUAUAACUGCUUCUCCCCCAACAAUUACUGCAAUUGUCAACAUACUUAACAGCAUUUCAAAAGUCCCCAAUGCAACUUUUACCGUCAACAAAAUCGUUAUGCAGGAUUAUCUCUCCACAGUAGAUGUCAUAACAUCAGAUGAAACAGUGGAAACCUGGAGGAGUCUGAAUACAGACAAUGAAACGGAAAGCACCAGCUCUUCACUACUUCAAUCUCUGGAAGAUAUUGGAGACACUCUGUCUAAUACCCCGUUUAAUGUAACAACUACAAGCUCUGAGCUGAACAGGAUCAGUCGUCCAUUGAACGUGACGACAUUUAACGCAGUAUUGGGUGUAAAUGAUACCACUGAAGUAGACAUUCCAAAGAUUGAAGUAAGUUACUUCACCAUUAUGGUGUUCUCUUCUAUGCACAAUGCCUUGCCUGCUAGAAACACCACCAACGUCAAUGACUCCAUCAUCUCAUCGACCGUCAAUGGAGAUGUGGUUUUAGUCAAGCUAAAUAACAUGGUCAACAACAUCUCCUUUACCUUUGACAUCAGGAAUGAAUCACUGGGAAGUCCUCAGUGUGUCUUCUGGAAUUUUGAACUUUUAGAUGGAAUUGGUGGAUGGGAUUCCACAGGAUGUGAACUGAAGCUAGAUCCAGUUGAGACAGGAAAGGUUACCUGUGAAUGUAAUCACACCACCUCCUUUUCAAUUCUCAUGUCACCCUUCCCUAGCAUCCCAGCCUUAUCUUACAUCACUUUUAUAGGGGUGGGGAUUUCCAUGCUCAGUUUAGUUUUGUGUCUUAUCAUAGAGGUUAUAGUUUGGAAGCCACUGACCAGAAAUGACACGUCUUACGUGCGCCAUGUAUCUCUAGUUAACAUUGCCGUCUCCCUUCUGAUUGCUGACAUAUGGUUCAUUAUCGGUGCGGCUAUAGCAGGCGCGGGAAAAGAAACUCCAGUGGGUCCUUGCAGUGCAGCGACGUUUUUCAUCCAUUUUUUUUACCUUGCCCUCUUUUUCUGGAUGCUGCUCUCAGCGCUGUUUCUCCUCUACCGAACCGUCAUGGUCUUCUCCCAGAUGUCGAGAUCCACCAUGAUGUCGAUUGGCUUCUCGGUAGGAUACGGCGCCCCACUCCUUAUUGCAGUCAUUACCGUGGCAGUGACUGCUCCUGGAGGAGGAUACUUCAGAGAGAGAGAUGCUUGUUGGCUCAACUGGGACAAAACACAGGCACUGCUGGGUUUUGUCGUACCUGCCCUGAUCAUCGUGGCCAUAAACAUCCUCAUCAUGAUUGUGGUCGUGUGCAAGAUGCUGAGAAGAGGAGUUGGUGCCGCUACACAGCCAGAUGACCAAAAUGCCAUGGUGGUCAUUGCUAGAUCUGUAGCGCUCUUGACUCCCAUUUUCGGUCUUACCUGGGGAUUUGGCAUCGGGACCAUGGUCAGCUCUGAUGUGGGAAUUCAUGUUGUAUUUGCGAUCUUAAAUUCGCUACAGGGUUUUCUUAUUUUCAUGUUGGGGACGCUUUUGGACAACAGGAUCCGAGAGGAACUUGUAAGAGGAUUUACAAACAACGGAGACACCAGAGCAGAUUCCGGACUGUCAUCCACAAAUAGGCUGAAUUUAAUUCAAAGGAUCCGAAGAAGACGAAGUAAGUAA